CCAUCGUCCCCAUCAGGUGUGCGGCGAACUCCAAGCCUCUGGUAGGGAGUAGACCCCACAACCCAAAAAAAUCGAACCUUUACUAGACCCAGGGCGAGAAUCCCCAUUGUAAGAAGAUGAAGCAACCUCUCUAAAUCUCUUCCAACGAUUGUAAUGGCCGCCCACGAAGAAGACGUAGCGGCAGAACUCGAAGCCGUGCAAGCAGUCUACGGCGACGAUUGCGUCCUUCUCGAUUCCUAUCCUCCCCAUCUCCACCUCCACAUCAAACCCCGCACCGCCGACGUCGCUUCCCAACAGUUUGUGGAAGCCGUUAUUGAAAUUCGAGCGGGUUCUCAGUAUCCGGAGGAACCGCCGCAUAUAUAUGUUAUAGAUUCAAAGGGUCUGGAUGAGGAAAGGCAAAAGCAUCUUACAAAUUAUAUAAGAGAAAAAGCACGCGAGCUAUCGUCUUGUUUGAUGCUUGUGGCAGUUUGUGAGGAAGCAGUGGAGAAGCUCUCAGCUAUGAAUCACCCGGAUGGCGAUUGUCCUCUGUGUUUGUGUCCUUUGGUCCCAGAGGAGGAGCAGAGUAAAGUCUUGCCAUUUAUGAAGUUGAUGUCUUGUUUCCAUUGCUUUCACAGUGAGUGCAUUAUUAGGUGGUGGAGUUGCAUCCAAACAGAAGCAAAAACCAACGCCUCAACAAGUGCGCAUCUGCGUUCUAUUAGAGGGACCAGAGAUCACAAAGAUACACCAGGAGCUGUGGAAGAGAGUAUGGGAAACUGUCCAGUUUGCCGCAAAGGCUUUCAUGCGCAGGACUUAGAACAUGUGCUUCAUUUGGUUGGCAAUGAUUUCUCUCAAUUUAGCUUGGAUGAAAAUGAAGACGAUGACAGUGAGAAAUUCCUGCAGUCUGAUACAGAGAAGGCCCGAAGAGAGAACUUUGAGGCCAUAUUUAAGUUACAGCAAGAAAACGGUGGUUUAAUUGAACCUAAGAAAAAUGUUGUUAUCGUACCUGGUAUGUUUCUUACACCACCAGUUGCACCUUCUAACUCUGUGGCAGCCAAAGAACCUCCUGAAGAGCAACAGAGAGAACCCCCAGUCACGUCAGGCAUGCAUUCUGGUGGUUCCUCAGGGAGGCAUAAUACCAAUGAGCAAAGGAGUUCCAGCUCAAGGAAGCAAAGAGUACGUAAUCCAAGACGACCUGCCAAACAGUGGAUUAGAAAAGAAAGUGACAAGACAGAGUGAGCAGUUGGUAUGUUAUUUUCAAAAAUGAAUUUAGAAAACUCAAAAUGCCAGAUAUAUAAGAGUUUGUUUUUUAUCUU
Messenger RNA from Rosa rugosa (rugosa rose), 1292 nucleotides. RefSeq lists its product as uncharacterized. Gene Ontology annotation, cellular component: nucleus. Gene Ontology annotation, molecular function: protein binding; ubiquitin protein ligase activity. Bases 154 to 1215 code for a protein of 353 amino acids. Lineage: Eukaryota; Viridiplantae; Streptophyta; Magnoliopsida; Rosales; Rosaceae. Gene Ontology annotation, biological process: protein ubiquitination. The record is from RefSeq and is a predicted model, not a curated record. The transcript is spliced from 7 exons.